CUUGCACGUAGGAACCUUUGUAAGGACCGUACAAAAUGCGACCGGGCUCCAAUAGUAGCGGACCGGAAGUUACAUUGUAUCAUCUCUAUUUCAGGUUUUUCCAGAUCACAAUGAGCUACUCCGACUACGACUCUGAUGGAUAUUCAUCUAAUGAAGACGCUGACUACGUCCCGUCAGAUGAUAACCUCAGUGAGGAUGACAUCAAUGAGUGUGAAAAGGAAGACCCUCUACAUGAGGAUGAUGUCGUGCCAUGUCCUGAUGGUAAUACCAAGAAGAAAAAGAAGAGGAAUGACAGCAAUUCAAGAAACAAGAAGAAAAGAGUUCAGGAGUUAAACAGGGACCGAGAUGGCAACAAGGCUGAACAAGUACAGCAGCUACAAGAAGAUGAAGAUAAGGAUGUUGACGAGAAACAGAAGAAAAAAUCAGAUGAUCUUUGGGCGAGUUUCCUGUCUGACGUUGGAUCCAGACCCAAGGAGUCUGCAUCUGGAUCCCAGUCCGAUUCCAAACAGGAGGCCAGUUCUGAUUCUUCGGGAUUGAAGUUUUCUUGUCUAAGUUCAGAAACUAAAGCAUCAGAACCUGCUAUGGUCACCAUCACCAAAGUGUUUGAUUUUGCAGGAGAAGAAGUCAGGGUGAAUAAAGAGGUGUCUGCAGACUCCCGAGAAGCUAAGAGUUAUCUGAAGAGUCAGACUGCUGAACAGGAGGAAAAUAGAAACCCAUCACCCAGCCAGCCACCGCUUCCUGGUCCAAGUGCGAAGCGUCCAGCCGGCAUGUCGAGCAUCCUGAGCCGCAUCGGGGGAAAGAAACAGAAAAUCAGCACACUAGAGAAGUCAAAGAUGGACUGGGAUACUUUUAAAUCAGAGGAGGGCAUCACAGAGGAGCUGGCCAUCCACAACAGAGGAAAAGAGGGUUAUGUGGAGCGGAAGAACUUCUUGGAGCGUGUGGACCAUCGGCAGUUUGAGCUGGAAAAAGCUGUGCGUCUGAGCAACAUGAAGCGAUGACAGCAGACGAUUCUUGUCAUGACAGAGUUGAUGUUCCUGCAGUAAAAGGAGCUCAAACUGCAGCUCUGUCUAUUUCAGGGUGGGUGUAUAAAUAGGUUGAGGUUGUGUAACGGUGCGUGUGUGUUCCCUGUGAGAACAGCCUUCACACUGGUUAUCUACACAGCAAUAUUCUCAUGUUAGACCUUAUUCUGAAUGAGACUCCAGCAAACAGUGUCCCCCGCCAUGAUGUUCGAGUCCACCGAGAGUCUUUAUUAUGUCCUAUAAAACACAGUGUGACUGAACAGUGAGGAAAAUGUAAAAACAUGUCUGAAUUUGCUGAUUAGGUCAUCUCUAACUCUGAAUACCUCAGUCAGGUUUAAAUGAUCAGAAAAUCAUUUUUAAGACUUUAAUCAGAUUAAUAUCAGAAUUUUGCUGUGCAUGUAAAUUUCUUGUCUUUUCAGUUUUUGACACAGGACUAAAAACCAGACUACGUAAGCUUCGAGCUUCCACCCAAAUAAAAAUAGAAUUGGACCUCAUCACGUUAUAAUGUUAUAGUUUUAUAGUAAAAACAUGAAACUGUUGUAUUAUGAAAGUUCCUUUGUAAAAACGUGCCGUUAUAACAUGGUAAGUUUUAUCACAUUAUAAGUUUCUAAACUUAUGUUAUAAAGUGUUUAUUGUACAAACAUUAAACUUGUCACGUUAUAAUGUCAUAAGUUUCAGGUUUUUGUAAUAAAAGUUAUUAUGUUACUACGUUAGUUUUAUAGUAAAAACAUAAAACUUUAUGUUGUAACAAGUUUUCCUACAAAAAUGUGAAAGUUUUUAUGUUAUAGCAUGAUAUGGUCCAGUCUGGUUUCUCCCUCGGGUGGCAGCUCUGUGGUUCUAUACCAGUCUGACGGUGAAGAACUGCUCUGCUUUAUCAAAACUUUGACACAUAUGUAUAGUUUUCCUUCUCAUUAAACCCUAUUUGCA
Melanotaenia boesemani (Boeseman's rainbowfish) is the source of this 1946-nucleotide messenger RNA. It is a transcript of the gene cfdp1, whose product is annotated as craniofacial development protein 1. The transcript is spliced from 8 exons. Lineage: Eukaryota; Metazoa; Chordata; Actinopteri; Atheriniformes; Melanotaeniidae. The record is from RefSeq and is a predicted model, not a curated record. Bases 36 to 998 code for a protein of 320 amino acids.